Molecule: messenger RNA, 1092 nt
Organism: Penicillium brevicompactum
Lineage: Eukaryota; Fungi; Ascomycota; Eurotiomycetes; Eurotiales; Aspergillaceae
Product: H(+)-transporting V0 sector ATPase subunit d
Exons: 4
Coding region: 1-1092 (363 amino acids)
Biological process (GO): vacuolar transport; vacuolar acidification; proton transmembrane transport
Cellular component (GO): vacuolar proton-transporting V-type ATPase complex; proton-transporting V-type ATPase, V0 domain; fungal-type vacuole membrane
Molecular function (GO): proton-transporting ATPase activity, rotational mechanism
Source: RefSeq, a predicted model, not a curated record
AUGGAGGGCCUAUUCUUUAAUGUUAACGGCGGAUACGUCGAGGGUAUUGUUCGCGGAUAUCGCAACAGCCUGUUGAGCGGCCAGAACUACUCCAACCUCACUCAAUGCGAGACGAUCGACGAUGUCAAGCUCCAGCUUGCGCCUUCAUAUGGCGAUUUCCUUGCCUCUCUUCCUCCCAACCCCUCCACCUCCGACCUCGCCGGCCGCAUGACCGAUAAACUAGUCUCAGAGUUCAAGUACCUCACCGGACAAGCGACAGGGUCAUCUGCCAAGUUCCUCGAAUACAUGAAAUACGGAUACAUGAUUGACAAUGUCGCCCUGUUGAUCACCGGCAGCCUGCAUGGACGAGAGUUAGAACCCCUCCUCAAGCGCUGCCACCCGCUAGGAUGGUUCGAAACACUGCCUUUGUUGAGCUCUGCGGGGAGCAUGGAAGAUCUUUACAAUAUGGUUCUGAUCGAGACCCCACUGGCGGCCUACUUCAAGGACAGCUUGAGCCACCAGGACCUGGACGAGCUCAACAUCGAGAUUGUUCGCAACACGCUGUACAAGAACUACCUCGAGGACUUCCACGACUUCAUCAGUACUCAUGCCGAUUUCCAAGGGUCACCAACACAAGAUAUCAUGGCGGAGAUUCUGCAGUUUGAGGCAGAUCGCCGCUCAAUCAACAUCACUCUUAAUUCGUUUGGCACGGACCUCUCAAAGUCCGAACGGGCGAAGCUUUACCCUCAAAUUGGAAAACUGUACCCAGAAGGUAAUUACAUGCUGGGUAAGGCAGAGGAUGUUGAGGGUGUGGCCCUUGCUGUCAGUGCUGUGGCAGAUUACAAGGCAUUCUUCGAUGCCGUGGGUCUGAGCCAAGGCGGCGGUCUAGGUGGUAUGGGAGGUGGUCCUACAGAUGGCAAGAGUCUGGAGGAUCUCUUUUACCAGAAGGAGAUGGAACUUUCAAAGUUGAUCUUCACCCGUCAAUUCACCCCGGCGGUGGUCUACGGGUGGAUGAAGCUCAAGGAGCAGGAAAUCCGCAAUGUCACUUGGAUCGCGGAAUGUAUUGCCCAGAGUCAGAAGGAGAGAAUUGGAAACUUCAUCUCCGUGUUCUAA